AUGAUAGUUACUGCUCUAGCUCGUCUAAUGUUAGCAGAAAUAGCAGGAUUAACAGACCAGAGUCAAGUGAGAGCGCCACUACUUCCAAUACCCCCUUUACCUCCAUUAUCUCGAAUCAAAGCUCCGCCGAUUAUGGUAGAAAGAGGGCAACAUACACCCACGAGCAAAAUGGGAAGAGGCAACGACGUGACUCUGGAAGAAUAUAAACGCCGUAGCGACAAGUUUAACGUUCAAGAAAUAGUUAAGAAAUGCAUUCCCGUCGACGGAACAAAUGCCGAGAUUAUAGGCCUAGGAGCAACCCGAACUCGUGCUGAUAAUUCUGGAAAAGAAGCGGAUGCUUCAUUUCGUCCAAUGAAAUUACGAGUACCAGCACCAACAGGAAGUGACGGAGAGGAAUAUAGUCGUGCGCAUGAUGCGAUAGUUGUUAAAAUUGACCCAGUUUCUGAGAGAAUGCCUUCACAUAUGCAAGCAUGGCAUUUUUGUUCUAGGGACAGAAGAAUACGUGAAGGAGAACUUCCACAUCGGACUCACCCAAAGGCCAAACCUUCUAAAAAGGUUGCACCCGCCCCUUAUCCAGUCAAGAAAAAGGAUGCUGGAAAAACGGCGAAAAAUCCGUUGUUUGAGAAAAAACCCCGAAACUUUGGGAUAGGUCAGGACAUUCAACCCAAGCGUGACUUGUCCAGAUUUGUGAAGUGGCCGGAAUACGUUCGUCUUCAAAGGCAACGCAAGAUUCUUAAUCAACGUCUUAAAGUUCCACCUGCUAUUAAUCAAUUUACCAAAGCUUUGGACAAAAACACCGCCUCCAAUGUCUUUAAAUUGUUGAACAAGUACCGUCCUGAAACUAAAGCCGAGAAAAAACAACGUCUUCUCACUGCUGCUAAUCUCAAAGCAGAAAAUAAACAAUAUACGCCCAAGAAACCAUACGUUGUUAAAUAUGGUAUUAACCACAUUACUGCUCUAGUGGAGUCCAAACAGGCAAAAUUGGUAUUGAUUGCUCACGAUGUCGAUCCUAUCGAAAUCGUUCUUUGGUUACCCGCUCUUUGCCGUAAGAUGUUAGUCCCUUACGCAAUUAUAAAGAGUAAGGCUCGUUUAGGAACCGUGGUGCACAAAAAGACUGCUACCGCUUUGGCUCUAGUUGAUAUCCGUGACGAGGACAAAUCCACUUUUGCUAAUUUGAUUAAUGGAAUUAAAGCUGGUUAUAAUGACAAAUUUGAUGAGGUCAGGAAGCAUUGGGGUGGUGGUGUCAUGGGAACUAAAUCUCAAUCAAUGAUGGCAAAGAGAGAAAAAACUGUAGGCAAGGAAAUUAAAUAA
Messenger RNA from Diversispora eburnea, 1311 nucleotides. NCBI's taxonomy places the organism in Eukaryota, Fungi, Glomeromycota, Glomeromycetes, Diversisporales, Diversisporaceae. The record is from the annotation of a GenBank genome assembly.